Cuscuta campestris is the source of this 1034-nucleotide messenger RNA. The record is from the annotation of a GenBank genome assembly. NCBI's taxonomy places the organism in Eukaryota, Viridiplantae, Streptophyta, Magnoliopsida, Solanales, Convolvulaceae.
UUAAUAUUCUUCUUGCCAAUUUUGCUUCCCCUCCCUGUCAUCUCUCUUCUUUCGUGUUUAAUAUGUUUGCUCGGCCCGAUUUUCCCCCGUUUGAGUGUUCUUGGCCGCCGCGAUCUGGUCAUCUGUAGGGAUUUUAACAUCGGUAGGGUUGGGCGGGUUGUUCGGCCAUCGAAUUGUUUGUUUUUGCUUGAGGAAUCUAGGGUUUGUGAGCUUCCGUUGACCGGCGAUGGAGGGUGGUUCUGAAGGAGAGAGCAACAGGAACGUUCAUCAGAGCCCUUCUGAUGGCCAGCCAAAGAAACCCAAGCGCCAGAUGAAGACUCCUUUCCAAUUGGAAACCCUAGAAAAAGUCUACGCAAUGGAAACUUACCCAGCUGAAGCAAUUCGAGCAGAGCUAUCAGUGAAAUUAGGGUUGACUGAUCGGCAGUUGCAGAUGUGGUUUUGUCACAGGAGAUUAAAGGAUAAGAAAGAAGCUGCAGGGGUGGCUGCAAUGAAGCCACGCGUGGGACCUAAUGAUGGUGUGAGUGGUAAGAGGAGUUUCACAGAAUCAAUCAGAGAAGAUGUUGCAAUUCCCGAGGUUGGUACUGAUCGUAGGUCUGGAUCUGGUUCGGGAUCCGGUUCUGGUUCCGGGUCUAGUCAGUUUGAUAAUGGAAAAGGCAUGCCAAGCGCGCCAAUGAGGUACUAUGAGUCACCUAGAGCAGCAAAAGAGCGUAAGAUUAUUGCUUGCAUUGAGUCACAGCUGGGAGAGCCUUUACGGAAAGAUGGACCUAUUCUUGGUGUGGAGUUUGAUGAACUUCCACCUGGCGCAUUUGGUGCUCCGAUCGGUACUUCUAAGUCUUUUAUUUUUAGAAAUUUCUGAUCUUUAUUGCUCAUUUUUUAUUUGUGCUAUCCUGCUUGGUAAAUAUACAUCUUUUUACUUGAAAGACAGAACUUAAGAUUAAUGCAGAAAUUCAUAGAUCUUUUAUGUGUGGAUGCACAUAUUGACUUGUUCUUUAUUUAGAUUGUAAAAGACUUCAUAAUAAUGGAAUCCCGUUCUC